UAUAGAGAGAGACGGGGAGAGGGAGCUGGUUAGAGAAGUCGCUCACCAACACCGCCCCCUCCAUCAUUUCUGUAAUCGAGCGUCGAGCUGCACGAUCUGCACCUCUGCAUUAUGCGCGUUUGGUGUCGGUGGGAAUUCUCGGUAAACACAGCACAGGCACAGAGCUCCAGCCCCUUCGCAUCCCCCACAAAUAGCUAGUGUGUGCGCGGAGCAGGAGGCGGUCUGUCCUGUUUAUCAAGAAAAUGAUUCGACACGGCUGUGCCGUUUGCUCAGCGCUUAUGGAGGCGAGUCCAGAAACCAUAACGAGCUGAGAGAGGGGGAGACGCCAGAUAUCUUAAUGAACGUCAUAAGUAAGGUUGGGUGGCCAUGGACCCUUUCAACCAGCUUAUUCUCGUCAUCUCAGUGACCAGCUUCUUCACCUUCCAGUGGCUCUUCCACAGAGUCAGCCCCUGGUUGUCUGUACGCAUCAGUCCUGGCUUCCUUGGCCUCAGCGACAAGCAGAAGGUGGAAUGGAACUCGAGGACAGUAUCAACGUUUCACGCCUUGUUGGUGGGAAUAUUCUGUCUUUACAUUCUGUUUUUUGAUGAUGCUGUCAAUGAAGAUCCAGUUUGGGGAGAUCCUACACUGGUCAAGACAAACGUCGCAAUUACAACAGGCUACCUCAUAUCGGAUUUGCUGCUGAUAUUUUAUUAUUGGAAGGCAAUAGGCGACAAGUUUUUUGUAGUUCAUCAUCUGGCAGCGUUGUAUGCUUACUACUAUGUACUGGGCCAAGGAAUGUUGCCUUAUUUUGCUAACUUCCGCCUGCUAGCUGAGUUUUCUACACCGUGUGUAAACCAGCGCUGGUUCUUUGAGGUGUUGGGUUAUCCCAAGUCCUCCCGGCCCAACAUGGCAAAUGGCGUUGCCAUGGCAGUGGUGUUUUUCCUCGUCCGCAUCGGUGUCAUGCCAGUCUACUACAGUCGCAUGUAUGCGGUCUAUGGCACUGAGGCCUUCUACCUGGUGCCAUGGGGUGGUCGUGUAGCCUGGAUCUGCUCCAGCAUCUGCUUGGACAUUAUGAACAUAAUGUGGAUGCAUAAGAUCGCCCGUGGAUGUUACAAGGUCCUACGAUCAGCACACCGGAGCAAAGCUGGCACACCUCAGGAAAACGGCAAGACGGAUUAAGAGAACCAGGUGUCACUGGUGAGAACAUGCCACAGCAGAAACACUGACAACACUAUGUGCAGUGGCUCGUAGCAAGUUGGACCCUGGCAUGCAAGGCUGCUUCAUUAGCAGCCUACCUGGGACUUGAGAUUACAAGACCACAUGCAGUGAGGGAACUUGAAAGCAGGCACAGUGACCGAGAUGUACCAAUGGACCAUUUAAAAUGGCCAUCCCAAAGCCAUGAAAUGACCUCUUAGCAAUACUGUGUGCAUGGCCAAUUAUUUUUCUUGUGAAGGAUUUACCAGAAGAGGUCAUCCCGGGACAAAGCGGCUGUUAGCCCAACAACAAAUUGUCAAAAAGUUUACCAUUCUUUACGAACUUCGUGAUCAACAAAAGACUUUUGUAUUAAUGCUGCUGUCUGAGUCGCAGAAUGAAAACGAUGAAAUAGAUGGUGUUGGUGAGGUAAAUAUGUGAGGAAACCUCCAAAGCAUUUUGUGAAUCCACAUUGAUGGUCAGUGUCAUAAAAUCCUUGUUAGAUGCCAUUUGAGGGAUAUGUGAUUAAGAAAUAAUCAAAUUCCAUCAAGUGCAGUCUCAGAAGAAUUUGUGAUUUUAUUUUUUUUAAUUAAAUUAAAAUUUUUUUUUUUUUUAAAUCACUCAACCCCUUGUAAUUUAAUUUUUUUUAACCUUUAUUUAACCAGGAAGUGAAAUUCCAGAGAGUGAGAUGUUCUUUUGUGAGUGCCAAAAUGCGCAGAUACAAACCAGCAUUUAAAGUCUGUCAGAAUAACAGAAGUCAUAUAUGUUCAUUUUAAAUGUAGGGUUGAAGACGAAUCGGUACAUAUAUGCAUUUUCUUACUUUUGUCUUGCUGGAGUCAAAGUACAUAGGGUUUUAAAGAUACAUAGGAUAUUAAUUAACUGGUAUUAUUUAAAAGGAGAUGUGCAGAGUACCUUAGAAAUACUAAAAGGGAAAGUGAAUGUUACUGGUGGUGUCUGUACAAUAAGAAAUUCAAGCGCAUCAUCAGAUGUUAAUCCAGCCAAGUUAUGUAUACAAACUGAUCACUUUGCUUUUAAAAAGUGUGUUGCUGAAGUGUUUUAUUCCACAUUUUCUUAGUUUUGCAUUAUGAAAUGAAUGUAGAGAGGUGAAACUCAACUGAGUCAGGGCCAAGGACAAAUAUGACAAAUUCAACAAAACCCAGAUUUUCACAGAAAAUGUUUUAACGCUUUAGUUGACCUGACAUUUAAUGUUUGUUUGCCCUUCCGAGUGUUACUUGUUGGCUUUUUUUUUUUUUUUUUUU
This is a messenger RNA of Maylandia zebra (zebra mbuna), 2429 nucleotides long. RefSeq names its product TLC domain containing 4 (gene tlcd4). Gene Ontology annotation, cellular component: endoplasmic reticulum; membrane. Lineage: Eukaryota; Metazoa; Chordata; Actinopteri; Cichliformes; Cichlidae. Gene Ontology annotation, biological process: lipid homeostasis. The record is from RefSeq and is a predicted model, not a curated record.